GUGAGGAUAAACUUUGAUAUAUAUUGUACAUGUGAAACAGUAACUGAUUAAAUAAUAAUGGCGGACACAGAGAGCCAGCAAUCAAAGAUCAACAUCGUAUGUAUGGAUGGCAGUGGGGAAGCAGAGAACGCCUUCAAAUGGUACAUCAAGAAUGUCCACAACAACAACAGUUACGUCAUCAUCGUCCACUGUGUGGACCACCGGAAGCUCAACACCUUCGGAUCCAUCUGGGAGCCAUCAGAUCACGGACUGAUAAUGCUGGCCUAUAAGGAGGAGGAGAAGCGCGCGGAUAAAAAAGUGGAACAGCUACAGCAAACUCUUAAUGCUUCUGGGGUGAAAGGAGAAGUUGUGAAAUCGUCCGGAGAACCAGGGCCUACGGUAAUUGGCAUUGCAAAGGACCGGAAGGCGAACAUGAUAUUAACCGGAUGUAGAGGUCUUGGCACGAUUAGACGGACAUUUCUGGGAAGUGUAAGCGACUAUAUCAUGCAUCAUUCCGAGGUCCCCGUGUUGAUUUGUCGGCAUUAGAUCCAUCGUUGCAACUCCCUGUAGACGACAUCUGUUGAUGUGAACAAAAAUGUUCAUUUUCCUUUACUGCAAAAUGUUCGUUUCCCCCCAAACUACCUUAGAGGUCUAGUCCCGUCCAGAUGUUUGAAUACUUUCUCGAUCGUCCAGAGAUACUUAUCCCGCCAGCUAUACCAACACAGAUCCCGUGGGUACUGACGAUGUGGCUCGAGGAGCGAACAUUUUAUAAUUGCAUGUGAUAUACAUUAGAACUUUGGAUAUAUCAGGAUUACCUAGUCUAUCUGUCUGUCCCAAUACCUUGUGACGUCAUAGUCCAUCUGUCUGUCCCAAUACCUUGUGAUGUCAUAGUCCAUCUGUCUGUCCCAAUACCUUGUGACGUCAUAGUCCAUCUGUCUGUCCCAAUACCUUGUGACGUCAUAGUCCAUCUGUCUGUCCCAAUACCUUGUGAUGUCAUAGUCCAUCUGUCUGUCCCAAUACCUUGUGAUGUCAUAGUCCAUCUGUCUGUCCCAAUACCUUGUGAUGUCAUAGUCCAUCUGUCUGUUCCAAUACCUUGGGAUGUCAUAGUCCAUCUGUCUGUCCAAAUGCUCUUGUGAUGUCAUAGUCCAUCUGUCUGUCCCAAUACCUUGUGAUGUCAUGCUGGUCUCUGCUAUUAGAAUUAAAGCAGCGGCGUAAUUUAUUUUAGCACUACAUUUA
Messenger RNA from Pecten maximus, 1215 nucleotides. RefSeq names its product universal stress protein Sll1388-like. The transcript has 4 exons. The record is from RefSeq and is a predicted model, not a curated record. NCBI's taxonomy places the organism in Eukaryota, Metazoa, Mollusca, Bivalvia, Pectinida, Pectinidae. Bases 58 to 525 code for a protein of 155 amino acids.